Messenger RNA from Chaetomium fimeti, 1021 nucleotides. Its product is annotated as ubiquitin-related domain-containing protein. Gene Ontology annotation, molecular function: protein tag activity; protein binding. NCBI's taxonomy places the organism in Eukaryota, Fungi, Ascomycota, Sordariomycetes, Sordariales, Chaetomiaceae. Gene Ontology annotation, cellular component: nucleus; cytoplasm. The transcript has a single exon. Bases 127 to 822 code for a protein of 231 amino acids. The record is from RefSeq and is a predicted model, not a curated record. Gene Ontology annotation, biological process: protein modification process; mRNA splicing, via spliceosome.
UCUGGGGUGACGCGCCCAGGUUGCCCCACUAAAAUUCCAUCACCAGCUGCAUUCCAGCGACCGCCAUCUUGAGUUUCCUUGUCGAGAUAUCGAUUGAUAACUCGAAUUUCCAAAACCCACCACAACAUGCCUGACUCCCCACGUAGGCGGUCGCGGUCGCGAUCGCCACCAAGGCGACCGAAAGCCGGCGGUGGCUUCAAAUGGAAAAACAGGCGCACCGAUUCAGACGACCGGCGCGACGACCGGGGCCUACAGCGUGGAUACCGUGAUCGUUCGCCCAGGAGAGACAGGGAACGCGACCGCGACCGCGAGUCCGGAAGGGACAGGGAUAGAGACAGAGGUGGGAACCGAGACCGAUCACCCAGGCGAGACAGGAGUCGAGACCGCGAUCGAGAGAGAGACGGAGACAGGCCCCGCCGCAGCGACAGAGACAACAGAGACCGCUCCCCACGAAACAACAGCAACAACAACCGCUCAACCGACCGCGACCGCGAUUCCCAACCCAAACCCAAACGCUCCAAACCGCCACCGCCCACAACCAGCGCAGCACCAGCACCUGCGGCAUCAACAGCAGCCCCAGGCGAACAAAUGAUCCUGGUCACGGUCAACGACCGGCUCGGCACCAAGGCCCAGAUCCCGGCCUUCCCCAGCGACACGGUCGGCCAGUUCAAGAUCAUGGUCGCCAUGAAGGUCGGCCGCGAGCCCCACGAGAUCUUGCUCAAGCGGCAGGGUGAGCGGCCGUUUAAGGAUAUGAUUACGCUGGGGGACUAUGGGGUGUCGAAUGGAGUGCAGUUGGAUUUGGAGGUUGAUACGGGGGAUUAAAAGCAUGGUGUGGUGUGAUGUGGUGGGUUAUGGGAUGGGUGUUGUUGUCUCACGGGAGGGAGUGGCUCUGUACGAACUUGUUGAGUAAACUAAGGCUCGUGAGAGUAUUUUGGACUGAUAAAGCAGCUAGCUAGGUAGUGAUGAUAAUAGAAUACCCGAACACCUAACUCCAGUCGUAACCGUCACCCCCAUCCACAAC